Chinchilla lanigera (long-tailed chinchilla) is the source of this 1461-nucleotide messenger RNA. It is a transcript of the gene Siah3, whose product is annotated as siah E3 ubiquitin protein ligase family member 3. NCBI's taxonomy places the organism in Eukaryota, Metazoa, Chordata, Mammalia, Rodentia, Chinchillidae. Gene Ontology annotation, biological process: proteasome-mediated ubiquitin-dependent protein catabolic process; multicellular organism development. The record is from RefSeq and is a predicted model, not a curated record. The transcript has 2 exons. Gene Ontology annotation, cellular component: cytoplasm. Gene Ontology annotation, molecular function: ubiquitin conjugating enzyme binding; ubiquitin protein ligase activity. The coding region runs from base 317 to 1141 and encodes 274 amino acids.
UGUGGACUCACCUCUUUCUUCCCUCACUUUAAGCCCCAUAAAAGCUCAGCCCAGGAGGCCUAGCUUAUUCAGACCAGCAGCAUCGCAGAGGAGGGAACUGAGAUGUCUGCAUCAGGUGCCAUCCCCUCUUCACCCCUCUGCCUCUCCCAGACCACUUCCAAAGAGAGCCAACCCCUGCUAAGUGCAUGCCCUGGCCCCUUCUGAUGGCAGGCUUCUUGCAUGGGUUACCUGUGAAGACACUGGCAAGACUGGAGGGAAAAAGGGACACCAAAGUAUUUCCUCUGCACUUCCUCCCUGCUGUGAUGUCACAAUUCUGAUGUUAGCUACACAGAUCUCAGCAGAUAAAAUGGAAAAUGGAUGGGGGAAGGGCAUGGGGAGGAUAACUUAUCCAGAAGCCACUUCUGAAGUGAGAUUUCAGGCAUUCCGGUAUCAAGGCUCAAGGCUGAGUCAGGAGGCUCCAGGCUCGGCUCUAGGCAAGUAUGUGUCCAGCAGACGGGCCAUCACUCAGAGCACCUCAGACCAAGGCGGCUUCCACCCUCACCAUCUCCCCCCUCACCACCGCCGCCACCACCACCACCUGCGGCAUCAUGCCCGCCCCCACCUCCUCCACCACCAGGAGGCAGGGCUGCACGCCACCCAGGUGACGCCCUGCAUGUGCCCCUUGUUCUCCUGCCAGUGGGAAGGCCACCUGGAGGUGGUAGUGCCCCACCUGCGGCAGAUCCACAGGGUUGACAUCCUCCAGGGAGCAGAGAUUGUCUUCCUGGCCACGGACAUGCACUUGCCCGCACCGGCCGACUGGAUCAUCAUGCACUCCUGCCUCGGUCACCACUUUCUGCUGGUGCUAAGGAAGCAGGAGAGGCAUGAAGGGCACCCCCAGUUCUUUGCCACCAUGAUGCUGAUUGGGACUCCCACCCAGGCCGACUGCUUCACCUAUCGUCUGGAGCUCAACAGAAACCAUCGUCGUCUCAAAUGGGAGGCCACUCCAAGAUCUGUCCUCGAAUGUGUGGAUUCCAUCAUCACGGAUGGGGACUGCCUGGUCCUCAGCACCUCUCUGGCCCAGCUCUUCUCUGACAAUGGCAGCCUCGCCAUAGGAAUUGCCAUCACUGCAACAGAGGUCCACUCCACAGAAGCUGAGAUGUGAUGCCAGGAGCCACUGGACAUUCACACACAGCCACCAAGGGACUCCGACAGGGGGCCUUCAGCCUCCAGAUGUCAGGACACCAGACUCCUUUUGGUUCUCUUCUUUCUUCCCUUCAUUUUUUUUUUUUUUUUGGGGGGGGGUCUCAGGUACUUUGCUGUAUUUAGUAUUCGUCUGCCAUGGGCAUUAUAUUAUGUAAACAUCCUGUGAUUCAAGAUCUUGUCGUGAUGUCUGUCCUGCUUUGGUGGUAUAGUUUGUAGAAUGUUUCUAAGAUUUGAGCAGAAUAGUUAUCCCGCCGCCACCCAAUUCCCUUCUCCACUGCU